Molecule: messenger RNA, 1608 nt
Organism: Botrytis fragariae
Lineage: Eukaryota; Fungi; Ascomycota; Leotiomycetes; Helotiales; Sclerotiniaceae
Product: putative thioesterase family protein
Exons: 4
Coding region: 1-1608 (535 amino acids)
Biological process (GO): sulfate assimilation
Molecular function (GO): ATP binding; adenylylsulfate kinase activity
Source: RefSeq, a predicted model, not a curated record
AUGUCUUUCUCUCGCCAAAUUUUACAGCCUCGAGCUGGUAUACACAGGGCUGUAACUCGCAGUUCAGGACUUGUACAAUGUCGUGGAACAGCGUUAAGGAACUCAUCUCCCCUAAAAUCUUCUCGAACAUUUACCGUAGCUCGUCGAUUAUGCAAUGUUGAAACUACUAUUCCCCCGCCUCCACCUCCGCAACCCUCAUUACUCUUACGAACUCUCACUUUCUUUGGAAUUGCUAUUGUCUUCACAUCCGUCGGCUUCUCAAUAGCUGCUUAUCCAGCCUUCAAAGCCGCCAAUGCCAUACUUGAUCCCCCAUCUGAUGAGGAGUCUCUUAAAUUAUAUACACCAACCGAUGCGAAAUCUAUAGAAGUCGAAGCCUAUAUAAACAAUCAUCCAGUUGUGAAAGAACUACGAAGCCGACCCGAAUUCACAGAAUCAAGACCACACAUGAAAAUCCCAGAAUCACAGCGAGGACAUAAUCUUACAGGUGGAACAUUGAUGGGCCCGGGACGUGUUCAAGUACCACCAUACGUAUGGACUGAGGCAGGCGGGAAAUCUCUUGUAUCAAUCUCAUACCUAGGAGAAGAUCUUUGUGGACAUCCAACAAUUAUACAUGGAGGAUUUCUAGCAACGAUGUUAGACGAGGGACUAGCACGAUGUUGUUUUGGUGCAUUGCCGAAUAAGAUUGGCAUGACGGCUACUUUGACAGUCAAUUAUAAAGCUCCUACACCUGCGGGAACUUUUGUAGUGUUGAGGGCGGAGACUACGAAAGUUGAGGGCAGAAAGGCUUGGGUUGAAGGAAGAAUUGAGACUUUAGUUGGGGAGGGAGAGAAAUCGAAAGUCUUAUGUGAGGCAAAUGCAUUAUUUAUUGAACCUAGACAGGCUAAGAAUGUUAUAGAGGAUGUCUCCUCAGUCGAAGGUCGGAGGGGACCAACGUUGUUAAGUACAGAGAAAGGAUGUGCAUUCAGUGUUCUAGACGCAUAUAUGAUUAGACAAGAAGCAAAUAUCACUUGGCACCCUUCCCUCACCCGCGCUGAGCGCACCACCCUCCGCAAACAACGCGGCUUCACAAUCUGGUUUACCGGGCUUUCUGCCUCUGGAAAAUCCACCAUUGCCACAGCUCUCGAGCAACAUCUUCUCCAUCUCGGACAUGCCGCAUAUCGUCUCGACGGCGACAAUGUCCGCUUUGGACUCAACAAAGAUCUCGGAUUCGACGAGAAGUCCCGCAACGAGAACAUUCGUCGUAUUGCUGAAGUCGCAAAGUUGUUCGCAGAUAGUUGUACCAUCGCUUUAACAUCGUUUAUCUCUCCCUACAAGGCAGAUCGAGCUGUUGCCAGAGAAUUGCAUGAAAAGGCCGCCAAUGGGGAUGAGGCCAUUCCUUUCAUUGAGGUUUUCAUCGACAUUCCUGUUGAGGAGGCAGAGAAGAGAGAUCCAAAGGGGUUGUACAAGAAGGCUAGAGCGGGUGAAAUCAAGGAUUUCACUGGUAUCAGUGCGCCAUAUGAGGAGCCCGAGAAGGCAGAGAUUCAUUUAAGGACGGACAAGCUGAGUGUGGAGGAGUGUGUGCAGAAGAUUGUGGAAUAUUUGGAGAAGGAGAAAUUGUUGAAAUUGUAG